This is a messenger RNA of Corythoichthys intestinalis (scribbled pipefish), 4113 nucleotides long. RefSeq names its product serine/threonine-protein phosphatase 2A 56 kDa regulatory subunit epsilon isoform. Gene Ontology annotation, molecular function: protein phosphatase activator activity. The record is from RefSeq and is a predicted model, not a curated record. Gene Ontology annotation, biological process: protein dephosphorylation; signal transduction. Lineage: Eukaryota; Metazoa; Chordata; Actinopteri; Syngnathiformes; Syngnathidae. The transcript has 14 exons. Bases 480 to 1916 code for a protein of 478 amino acids. Gene Ontology annotation, cellular component: nucleus; cytosol; protein phosphatase type 2A complex.
AGCAGCGAGCAACCCGGAUUGGAGUACAGAACACCCGCAGCCGGACACGGGCAUCCGCAGCGCCGCCGUCACGAUUUUGGGAACCCAAACCAAGGGGAAGGGGGAAUGGAAUAGCGCUCCCUGGCCUUCCUUCUUGAUGGGAGUUUGAGGACGGGAAGCGCCGACAUUGUGCCACCCGCCGCCUGGGAGCCGAGGCUGUCCGCACCGAGCUGGAGGUAGCCCCCCCUCCCCGCACUUAGCCGCCCCCACCCCCAGGGCCCGCUAGAUUUGCAAACAUAGGAGAACUCCUCGCCGCCGGAUCAAGGUAAAGUAGCCCCCUUCCUCCACCCCCCUCCCGUUGGAACUAACAGCGGCUUGUCGGGACUCGGGACGGCACGUCCAGCCUGGGCUUGAGUCGCCCCCCACCCCCGAGCCAGCGUCAGUGUGUCGGCUCUCGCUAGCAGCAUUAGCUCCGCUCCGCCUCGGUUUUUGCAUCUGGGAUGAUGGGUGACCGUCCGAACCCGCCCAGGGCGAUGUCCUCGGCAGCCACCGCGCCCCCGUCCGUGGACAAAGUGGACGGAUUUUCCCGAAAGUCCGUCCGAAAGGCCAAGCAGAAGCGCUCGCAGAGCUCCUCCCAGUUUCGCUCGCAGGGCAAACCCAUCGAACUUACGCCCUUGCCGCUGCUCAAGGACGUGCCGGCCCCGGAGCAGCCGGAGCUGUUCCUGAAGAAGCUGCAGCAGUGCUGCACCGUCUUCGACUUCAUGGACACGCUGUCGGACCUGAAGAUGAAGGAGUACAAGCGCUCCACGCUCAACGAGCUGGUGGACUACGUGACCGUCAGCCGCGGCUACCUGACCGAGCAGGCCUACCCCGAAGUGGUUAAAAUGGUGUCUCACAACAUCUUCCGGACUCUCCCGCCUAGCGACAGCAACGAGUUUGACCCUGAAGAGGACGAGCCCACGCUGGAAGCGUCCUGGCCUCACCUACAGUUGGUCUACGAGUUCUUCAUCCGCUUCUUGGAGAGUCAGGAGUUCCAGCCCAGCAUUGCCAAAAAGUACAUAGACCAGAAGUUUGUCCUACAGCUCUUGGAGCUGUUCGACAGCGAGGACCCUCGGGAGCGAGACUACCUGAAGACGGUUCUGCAUAGAAUCUACGGCAAAUUCCUGGGACUGAGGGCUUUUAUACGAAAACAGAUCAAUAAUAUUUUUUUACGUUUUGUGUAUGAGACGGAGCACUUCAACGGGGUGGCCGAGUUGCUGGAGAUCCUGGGCAGUAUAAUCAAUGGUUUUGCGCUGCCGCUGAAGGCGGAGCAUAAACAGUUUCUGGUGAAAGUGCUGAUCCCGCUCCACACGGUCCGCAGUCUGUCACUCUUCCACGCGCAGUUGGCAUAUUGCAUUGUACAGUUCCUAGAGAAAGACCCCACAUUAACAGAGCCUGUCAUCCGAGGAUUGCUGAAGUUCUGGCCCAAAACCUGCAGUCAAAAAGAGGUGAUGUUUCUGGGCGAGCUGGAGGAGAUCCUGGACGUGAUCGAGCCUACCCAGUUCGUCAAGAUCCAGGAGCCGCUCUUCAAACAAAUAUCCAGAUGCGUGUCCAGCCCGCACUUCCAGGUGGCGGAGCGAGCGCUCUACUACUGGAACAAUGAGUACAUCAUGAGCCUCAUCGAGGAAAACUCCAGUGUCAUCCUGCCCAUCAUGUUCGCCAACCUCUACCGCAUCUCCAAAGAACACUGGAAUCAGGCCAUCGUGGCGCUGGUCUACAACGUGCUGAAGGCCUUCAUGGAGAUGAACAGCACCUUGUUCGAUGACCUCACCUCCACUUACAAGUCGGACCGCCAGCGGGAGAAGAAGAAGGAAAAGGAGCGUGAGGAGCUGUGGAAGAAGCUGGAGGACUUGGAGCUGAAACGAGGCCUGAGGAGCGAUGGCAUCAUCCCCACUUAACGUCUUCUGCCGGACGACCCUCCGACAUCCUCGACACCUUCCCCAGAAAAAGCGGCCGCAGCGGUUUGGACGAGCGAGCGAGUGUCGCUGGCUGGUCUCUCGUCAUCGUUUUUCUUUUUUUUCUUUCUUCUUGUGUUUGUGCGAUUACUUUACAAUAGAUUCAUCAUCACGUCUGUUCUCAUUCUUUCGACACUGUAAAUAAUUAUUUUUUUUCCCUUCAACUGAUAUUAUUGCAAACAGACGGGAAAAAAAACCUAAACAAUAACAAUAAAAAGAAGAAACAAAUAGAAAAUGAGGGAAUGCUUUGUGUUUGCUUAAACCAAACAAAACCUUUUUCUUAUCAUACUACUCCAAGUCAAGACCUGGCGGUGGGAACCAUCUUUAUAAUAUAUGUAUAUUUUAAUCAAUGGCGUCUCUUCCCAGCCAAAAUUGUUUCAACCAUCGACAUGUUUGUCCAAAUUUUCAUUUCCACAUCCUAAAUUAUAGGAUACCGAAGCACACCAGGCUAUUAUUUUCCUUGGGAUAAAAAGGUAAGGUUCUGCCAAAAUUGACCAAAAAUAUUCAUUUCCAAUGGCCCUAUUCGCUUUUCCACUGACGCAGUGACCUGUGCUCAACCGGAAACACCCUCAAUGCCACCGAAUCAACAGGAAGUGACUGUGCUCGGGUCCAUUAUUUGAGAAAAGGGGGCAACAAUUCUACUGGCCUAACGCCAAUGCCAAGUUUCCCUCGGGUUCAUUUCAGGGGAUGCGAGAGAGCCGGGGUGCUGGAAGUCGCUGAAGGGGGCGCUUAUUUUGUUUUCUCCCAUCCAAAUACAAUUUUUCGGUCAAAAAUUUGUCGUGCUUGUGCUUUUUCUUCAUACUAGGUGUGCCCAAUGGCAACACACAUGCUGGAUAUUUUACGUACGAGUGCUAGGCUACGACAAAGACUGCAUUCUAUUUCACCUACAGUGUGUUUUGCAGUUUUUGUAUUGGAUAUAAAAGCGCACCGGAGUAUUAUAAGGAAAAUCCCUGCACCUAGACGGCACAAUUACACACAAACACAUUUGAGAACUAAAAGGUCCAAUAAGCCUCUGUUUAACACCCACUUUUUACAACACUUAAACUGCACACGAAAAUCCAACAGCGCUCCGCACAUCGUAAGAAGAAAAGCAACAACAUCAAUUACAUGGCUACAAUGCAAGCUGUUUUAAUUCUCCACGGUCUGAAUCUGCAGCUAACUCUUCUUCGCUGGGUAUUAUUAUAAACUAUUAUAAUCAUUUUCGACCUCAAAUUUUAGAAAAUUGCCGGUUCUUUAAAAGAUAACGCUAAUUUGUUCCUCUGUCAACAGGUAACUUUUCUGUUUCAAUAGCGCCUUAUCCAAACGUUGUAUUUGAUCAAAUUUUAAUCUACCCAAGUUAAAUAUUUUUGAUCUAAUUAAAGAACGAAUUAAUCGUAGCAUGUUACCAUGUUACCGCCCUCUAAUGGUUGAUCAUUAAAAACAAAUCCAAUAAACAAGUCACUUGCCGUUUUUGAAUUUUAUUCUACUAACACAAUUUACAAAUAGAUUUUAAAAUAAUUGAAACAGACCUUUAACAAAAUAAAAAGCAACAAAACAUAAGAAAUCAAGCAUUUAAUUGUUUGAAACAAAACAAUAUGGAAAAAUAUAUUUCACAGAAAAAUAAAGUAUUAAAAUAAAUACUAAACAUAAAUUAACAAGAAAUAAUAAUAAAUGAACAAGAAAUAAGGUCAAGUAAAGCAUUAGGUCAGUAGGUUUCCUUGAGAAUCUUGAAGUCUGCAGCAGUAUAGUUUAAAUCUCUAAAUAUUUAACAAACCAUUCACUUAACACUUUUAUUAAAGUCCCUAUACCUAAUUUUUUUUGUGUGGAAUAAGAUAAAAUAUGUAUUUUGUAUUUUUUAGUUUGGACAGGAAAAUAAUAAUUCCCAAUUUGUGUGAGCCUGAGGCCAAAGUAGUACAAAAAGUGUGCACAAAUAUAUACCCAAAAAAUAGACAAAGAAAAUAAAUCAAUUCCAAAUAUCGAUACUUUUGCUUGGGGAGCGAUACCUAAAACUCAACGCGCUGGACUGAAAUAUCGAUAUUUUGGUAUCGAUCCGCCCAUCCCUAGCGCACAGUAAAUAUGGUACGGCAAAACACUCCACAAACUACGCUAUGCUAGCACCACCCCGCUCAGGUUUUCUUAAAGUUUGAUGUGUAAAAAAAGU